UCCACAGAGGUCACCGAGAGCUCUCGGGGAUGCCUCUACGCGCCGCGUGGUCUGCCCUGUUUGUCUGGGCGACGUUGUUGGUAGCGCUUGCGGUUGCGUUGCCGGCAGCGCCAGUUGGUGUUCCUCCUUGUACAUCAGUGUACGUCUCGCUCGUGCAGCAAUCCACCCUUGCUUUGCACGCUGGCACUGAGGACAGCGAGCUUGGCAUGGAGGGCAGCGGUUCUUAUGUCGACCCAAAGGAGGCUAGUGAUGAUGAGGAUGACGAUGCCGAGUUUGAUAUGGGCCCAUCGUACAAACCGCUGUACGCUGCGAACUCGCACAGAGGUCUCAACAUGCGAGGGGCAGCUCGGCGGCAGCGACAACAAUCGACCACGGCAUCACCGGUCACGCCGCCGCUCCGGACGGUCUCGCGUGAGCCGCAACAGCUGCAGCUGCAGCGGCAACAGCGACAACAGCAGCAUGAACGAUGUCCGCCGGAGCCUUCUCCUGCCAAUAACUCGAACUCGCCUGACAUAAGUGACAACACGGGCGCAGGUCAGCAACACCUGCCCCAACCGGUCAAGCAACAGCAGCAGCAGCUGCAGCAGCAGCAACCAGCCUCACCAGAUGCUUCUCCGGCCAACUCUGCUGGACUACCGCGGGACGAGUCAUCCGAGCCGUACACCCGGAGAAACAAGCAUCCCGGCCGCGACAAGUUCAGCCUAUCGGACGACCUGAAGGCGAGCCUACCGAAGGUCGACAAAGCAGGGCUAUCAGCUUUGCGGUCUUUCGUCAACGGCAAGGGCCAGGCUCUACCAUUCACGUUCUUCGAGAAGACAUUCCCGAAGGAGGCGCAGGACAUCGUCCUGAAGGAGUCCUUGGCGCUGCAAGCAGCUGAGAUCGUCAGCAGCAUGUAUGUGAACUUCUGCGCCGACGAGUCUGAUCCGCCGCCGGAACACCAGGAAGACCGGCACAGGAGGAAGAAGGUGGUUCGUGGAUUUCAGGAGGUUCCGUCGAAGGAGAUGGCGGACGGAUCUCGAGAGUACGCCUUCGAGCGCAAGCACCUGUACGGCGUGAUGGGUAUCCUCAUCACCACCAGACUGACCAAGAAGCCGAGGAUCAUCGAUUACUGGGGCGUCGAAGCCCACGACAACUACCCCCUGGUCCGGGCCUGCAUGCCUCGAGACCUCUUCAUCCUGUUCUACGGCCGCUUCUUCCACUUGGCACCUCCCACCGGCAAGCUCAAUAAGGAUGAUCCCCAGUACGACAGCAAACACCACAUCAGGUGUGCCCCAUAGAAAAAUACGCAUGCCAACAGACUGCAAUUGUAGGUACGGUGGAUGGGUAUGUUAUACUUUCGUUUGGGGGAUACUUUGUUUUAUUUUCAGUUUUGGGGACCAAUAUGGGGUGAUGUUUGCCCUUGGCGCUGUGUCAUCUCCUUCGCCCUCUAAGCAGAAUGGCCUAAAUAUUGUUGAAUAGAAAUUGGUCGAAUACAAACCGUUUGGGCCCACCGGAAGCUGCUUUGAAACAAAGCGUGUGUCGUAAUCGGAACACGAAACAUUCGUAUCGGUGUUGGCCUUCAAACUCCUCAGGUU
Messenger RNA from Ectocarpus sp. CCAP 1310/34, 1574 nucleotides. The record is from the annotation of a GenBank genome assembly. Lineage: Eukaryota; Phaeophyceae; Ectocarpales; Ectocarpaceae.